Messenger RNA from Candoia aspera, 5954 nucleotides. RefSeq names its product glucuronic acid epimerase (gene GLCE). Gene Ontology annotation, biological process: heparan sulfate proteoglycan biosynthetic process. Lineage: Eukaryota; Metazoa; Chordata; Lepidosauria; Squamata; Candoiidae. The transcript has 4 exons. The record is from RefSeq and is a predicted model, not a curated record. Gene Ontology annotation, cellular component: Golgi apparatus. Bases 108 to 1955 code for a protein of 615 amino acids. Gene Ontology annotation, molecular function: heparosan-N-sulfate-glucuronate 5-epimerase activity.
CCUCCGCGCCGAGCUGCCUGGGCCGGCGGCCGGCGGAGUGGAUCGCGGCUGCGCCAGCGCCGGAACGAGCCCCGGCCCGGGACGCGCCGAGCGGGUAUGGUGUGAAUAUGCGUUGCUUGGCAGCUCGGGUGAACUAUAAGACUUUGAUUGUCAUCUGCAUUUUGUUCUCCUUGAUCACCAUCCUGCUGUGGAAUCGGUGCAGCAGUGGCAAAAUACCACCUUUCCCACAUAACCCGAGCAGCAGUGUGAAAACAGGUGGAAUAGAGAAACAAGCGGCUGCAUCAGAGAGCAGCCAGUGUGUGAACAGACCAGCCAAGCAGCAGAGUGAGGAGGCGUCACCCCAGGAGCAGCAGAAGGCUCCCCCCAUUGUUGGGGGCUUCCAUGGGAACAAAGUCUUGGGCCUGAAAUAUGAAGAAAUCGACUGUCUGAUCAAUGAUGAGCACACUAUUAAAGGCAGAAGGGAGGGGAGUGAGAUCUUCCUUCCUUUCUCGUGGGUGGAGAAGUACUUCGAAGUUUAUGGGAAAAUAGCCCAAUAUGAUGGCUAUGAUCGGUUUGAGUUCUCCCAUAGUUACUCCAAAGUGUACGCCCAGAGAGCACCAUACCACCCAGAUGGCGUUUUCAUGUCAUUUGAGGGCUAUAAUGUGGAAGUCCGGGACAGAGUGAAGUGCAUCAGCGGCGUUGAAGGUGUGCCGCUUUCCACACAGUGGGGACCUCAAGGCUACUUUUAUCCCAUCCAGAUUGCCCAAUAUGGGCUCAGCCAUUACAGCAAAAAUCUGACUGAGAAACCUCCACACAUCGAAGGGUAUGAAACAGCAGACGAGAGGGAGCAGAGCGGUCAGCCAGGCAAAUGGAUGGUUCCCAAAGGCUGCUCUGUUACAACAUUGCUGGAGAAAUCCAGAUUCACAAAUGUCAAGCAGUUUGUUGUCCCUGAAAACUCCGAGGGAGCAUCUCUCCAGCUGGGGAACACAAAGGACUUCAUUAUUUCUUUUGACCUUAGAUUUGUAACAAAUGGGAGCAUUUCAGUGGUUCUUGAGACAACAGAGAAGAACCAGCUGUUUACAGUGCACUACAUCUCAAAUACUCAGUUGAUCACUUUCAAGGACAAAGACAUUUACUAUGGAAUUGGGCCCAGGACCAGUUGGAGCACAGUCACACGAGAUCUUGUAACUGAUUUAAGAAAGGGUAUUGGACUCUCUAACACAAAAGCAGUCAAACAAACCAAAAUCAUGCCCAAAAGAGUGGUGAGGUUGAUAGUGAAGGGAAAGGGCUUCAUAGACAACAUUACUAUUUCAGGUACUGCCCACAUGGCAGCCUUUUUUGCUGCCAGUGAUUGGCUGGUAAGGAACCAGGAUGAAAAAGGUGGUUGGCCAAUUAUGGUAACUCGGAAGCUAGGGGAAGGCUUUAAGUCUUUGGAUCCAGGCUGGUACUCUGCCAUGGCACAAGGACAGGCAAUUUCCACCUUGGUCAGGGCUUAUCUGUUGACGAAAGACCCUGUCUUCCUCAAUUCAGCUUUGCGAGCAACAGCCCCUUACAAGCUCCUGUCAGAGCAACAUGGCGUGAGGGCCGUCUUCAUGAACAAGUACGACUGGUACGAGGAGUAUCCAACGUCUCCCGGCUCCUUCGUUUUAAACGGAUUCAUGUAUUCUCUGAUUGGGCUCUAUGAUUUAAAGGAAACAGCAGGGGAGAAGCUGGGAAAAGAAGCGAAGCUGCUCUACGACCGGGGCAUGGACUCCCUAAAGGCAAUGCUCCCGCUCUAUGACACAGGGUCAGGGACCAUCUACGACCUUCGCCACCUCAUGCUUGGCACAGCUCCCAAUUUAGCCCGGUGGGAUUAUCACACCACCCACAUCAAUCAGCUGCAGCUUCUGAGCACCAUCGAUGAGGCCCCUGUAUUCAAAGAGUUUGUCAAGCGGUGGAAGAGCUACCUGAAAGGCAGCAGGGCGAAGCACAACUAACCCAGGCUGGUCACCAAAAUCCCGUGUCCUCUGCCUGCUGGGCUUGGGAAUUGCCGUCUUUAGGUACAGCAGUGGAACUCAUAGAAAGGUGGGGUCUGGACUCUGUCUGUGUGUUCUUUUUAAAAAAAUAUUUCUGUUUUCAAAGAAGCGGUCCUUAAAACCCCUCAAUUGCAUUCCAGUGGGUGAAUACUUUAGAAUUUGGAGGUGGCCGUAGAGCAGGCAUCCAGGUACGGGACUGAAUCAAACCUUAGUGAACGUGUUUACUUAUCCACAGUGAUCCAUGAUGAUACUUAAGCAGAAUAUAACGUGUAUUUGAUCCCCCCCCUUUUUUUUUUGAGAAAAUCAUUACAGGCUCCCUAUUUUUGUUACCCAGAAUUUUGCAGAAAAAUUAGAAUCCAUUUUUCUUUCCUUAAAAAGAAAAAAGAAUUCUAAUAUGUUUGAGAUUUUGUUUUGUUUUUUAAACUAUGUAGCUUUACAGCAGAAUUUUCUAUUUACUUGUAUUCUCCAGAGUGUUGCAUUUGUGUAGAUUAUUUUUCCCUUGUUGAAAAAUUCAGACCGUUUUGGUUUCUAAAUUGAGGAAUAAAUCCAACAGUGGUUUGUUAACGUCUUUUAAAAAUCUCUUGGGGUUGAGACUUCUCCAGGAACUUUGGUCAUGCUCCUUGGAAGCAGAGAGAGCUGCGGAAGAACACGGCUGUGUGCUUGUCCACCAAUUCUCUUUUGCCCCUUGCGAGGUUUGCCCCAGAGGCUCCUAGUGGGAUGGUGUCUGUCUGCAAGUUUGAAUGUUUUGUUCUGUGAGCACAACUACAAGCAGGACCGGUUGACUGCACAAAAAUUGUGGCCAUUUUGUCUGUGUCUCCCUUCUUCAUUCUUCCACUGAAUUUUGAUCCUGUUACUCUUUUUCAUGUAAAACUUUUUUAAUGUAUAUGCAGCUUAUUUUCUUGGAUAAUUUGAACUGUUUCCUUUCAGUCUUAUAUUGGUUGAAAUACAAUGCAUAUUAUUUGGAGAAAAAGUCCUAUGAUUUAUAAUGUUAGAAUGACUGGAAGACCACAAGUGGGUUUGUUUGCUUGCUUGCUUGUUUUCUUUUUGCAGCCACUCUUGACAUUGAAAGUGUGUUGAAUGUUCUUUUUUUAAUUACAUAAUAUGAAUCAGUCAUUCAUAGUUGACUACUUGUUCUACAUUUUUAUUCUGCCUAGCUGAUUUUCUAAAUAGUGCUGGCUUCUUCUUAAAAAUUAUUGCUUGGUAACUGUUAUUUAAAUUUCUGAUCCUACUUAAUUCUGGCUAAGGACACACUCCAUGAAAAAUUUCCAUUGAUACCUGGAAUUUGUUCCGUAUUGCCAGAGCAGUUCUUUGAAAGUCACAUGCCUCUCCAUAGACACUCCAUAUUACAGAAUAACCUGUUCCCUCUAAACAGAUUGAUGGGACUUCCAUUUGUGUGACUACUUAGAAGCUCAGGAAGAAAGAGUUAGGCAAGAAUCCCACUCCUGCCUAGAAAUACUAUUCCCACGCUUGAAAUCCUUUUCAAUCUGUAUCUUCCAAAUGUUACGAGCAGCUUUUUUGCAUUUGGCUGUUUCUGGAUAGCUGAUGGUAUGUGAAUCUAUAAAUGAUUUAUUCCUUUAAGUCAUGGUAAGGUUCCUGCCUGAGAAUCAGUUCAAGAGGUAUGUUUCGCCUUCUCAUUUCAGUAGAUGUUGAAAUGCCACUGGAAGAUAUUUUAGCAGAUUGCCUGAUCUUGACCAAAAACCAGUUUGUGGGCAGUUCACAGUCCUUUCUAAAACCUUUGUGAGCCUCAGUUCUCAUGCAGCAAAACCAGAUACAUCUCAAAAACAAUUUAUUUUCCUUCUCAUAUUGCAAAAUAUGCAGAAACACUAAAAGGUACAUUUUCGUAUUUUUUAAAGGGUAUGAACACAGUCUACCUUUUCAUUUCUUUUCAUGUAUAUUUUAGCAUCAACAUCUCUGUUAGAGAGCUAUUGUGAUCUUUUGAGCAGCAUCCAAAACACUUCCCAGUCUUCAUCUUGCCUCAUGAUGUGCCUCAUUUCAAAUUUGUCCAUGCAGAGCUAAAAAAUAUUUACCAUUUUUAGAAGUAACUCCCCCUCCAAACUUUAAAGUCUCUUCACUUUUAAAAAUCAGUUAAAAUAUUUAGAGGCAAACAUUCUUCCCAAUAUAACUUCCAACUUCCCAAUAUAGUUUCUGCUCCAGUCCCCUGAAUUCAAUCCAGAGAGAGCUGUACCUUUCUAAAGAUGCAGACCUCAGUAACUGCAUGUGGUUCGUGGAGCAGAGAAUUUGGGAGGAAGAAUAUGUAGACUACAAAGAGGAAGUUGUGGGUGUCUUAUGUAUGGAGAACUUCAGAGAGUGAAAGACAUGUAAAGAUGUGCACGAAAUGGUGAAAACAUUUUCUUUUGGACCAGAAUCAAAUAAUUGUGUUCCAGCGGUUUUGCUGAAAUAUUUUGGAUGAAACAAUCCAGAUGAGGCAAGGGCAUCUUCUUCCAUCCAUUGCUCCCAGCAUAGCAUAUCCAGUUGCCCCAGCGCCUUCACCCGCCUGUUGCCCGUAGCUUUUUCACCACUCCCACCCCUAACUGGUUCUGUCCGAAGCAAAGCAAUCCCAUUCCCUGCACAGAACAUCAGUUGCUGCUGAUCGGGUGGUUUAAAUAGCUAAAUUGCUGUAGCACCGAGAACACAGAUGACAUUUGGAAAUGCUCACCUUUGCCAAUGAUACCAAAAAAAACAUUUUAGGAAGUUUUCCCAGCAAUUGAUUAUGUGUAUAUCCAAGCAAUAUAUUAAGUCGUCUAAUUUUUGCAGUUGGUGGCCACUUGGAUUUGAAACAGCAAGUGCAGAUUUCUUUAGUGUACUGCUUUGUUGAUUUGUUAGUGCCUUAACCUUCGUGGCCAUAACUUUCUCAUGCAGUAAGAACUUAGUUUAACCUUGGCAUUGCUCAUUCUGAUUCCCUCAUGUCAGCAUCCCUAGGGCUUCCAGGCUAGGCCUAUUGGGAUAAUGCUCUUAACCAUGGCUUAUUGUUGAAGAUCCAGUUGUGCACACUGGCUCCUUCAUGCCCCUUUGCUUAUCAGAGUGAAACCUAAAAUUCCCCAGGAAUUUUCCAGCAGGUAGACAUUGCUGGAAGAUGACAGGAGAUCCCUUAAAAGGCCUCUAAAGAGACCAGAGGCAGCUAUUGGCAAGCUGCACUGGCUAUGAGCAGGAAUCACCACAUAUGAUGGGGCAGAUUCACCACAAAUGAGGAUGUCAUCUGAAUAUGGUAUCUUUGCUCUUGGCACACUAUUGAUUUGUUCCACUUGUCAGUCUUUGGAAAAUUGACAGUUUGGUAAUGUUUGUAUUAUGCGUUGUCAUCAGUGGCUCUCAAGAAUUAUGGGUGGUAGCAGUCACUGGAAGCACCAUGUUCUCCUUACUUAAGAAAUACCAUGUGCGUUGGGCCUUCUAAUUAUAUAACAAUGGGCAUGUGAUGAAGAAUUUCAGGAGACAGAAUCAAGUGAGAAUAGCUAUCCUUCAUAUUUAAAAAAAAAACAGGAGGAGGAGGAAUUAUAUGACUAUAGUAAUUUCAAGAGCAAGAAAAUUAUUUUCUUUGUGAUCCCAGCUCCUUUUAUUUAAAUUAUUGUGCAGACAAGCAUGCACUGUGUGUGAGGAGAUACAGUCAGUGACACAAGCACAGCCAUCAGCACAUGGCCAUUUUCUGUGCCAUUCUUCGGUGAUUCACUGAAAGCCCUCCUGGUACUUGUAUAUCUCUUUUGUUUUUACUUUUUUUACAUACGGGAUUUAAACCAUGUGUUAAAUAUGCAAUAAAUUGUUUACAGGAUGCUCUUUGGAGGGCAAUGAGUCCUUUGUAAAAUUGUACAGACUUUGUGGUUUAAGCACAAUGUGCACAGGCUAGUUUUCUAUAUGGCAGGACAUAAUUUUUUGCAGUGGGAAUUAUGAGAUAUAUGGGAUCAACUUUGCCCUUCGUGUAAAGCUGCUUUAUAAAAUUGUAAAAUAAAACUUUUUAAUGUUGCAUUGUCA